This is a messenger RNA of Kogia breviceps (pygmy sperm whale), 2875 nucleotides long. It is a transcript of the gene GRIA4, whose product is annotated as glutamate ionotropic receptor AMPA type subunit 4. Gene Ontology annotation, biological process: monoatomic ion transport; modulation of chemical synaptic transmission; synaptic transmission, glutamatergic. NCBI's taxonomy places the organism in Eukaryota, Metazoa, Chordata, Mammalia, Artiodactyla, Physeteridae. Gene Ontology annotation, cellular component: dendritic spine; plasma membrane; AMPA glutamate receptor complex. The record is from RefSeq and is a predicted model, not a curated record. Gene Ontology annotation, molecular function: AMPA glutamate receptor activity; transmitter-gated monoatomic ion channel activity involved in regulation of postsynaptic membrane potential.
GCUGAGAGAAAAGCUGAGCUGAAGGAGAGGGAAGCAGCCGGUCCUCCCCGAGAGCCUGCAAGAAUACAGCAGGGGGCCGGGGGCAUGGGGAAGUACUAACUCCCCGAGGCCCUGUUCGGGGCUUGAGGACCUGGACCGCGGGUGAAUUUCCUGCUAAGUGCAGCCGCGAAGCAGAGACGCCUGGAAAGCAAAGAGAGGGACGCUGGGGGUGCCCAUCCCCAGAGUAGGACCCACUGCAAACGCGGGAAGAAGAGAGGCGGGAGUCGUGAAAAGGAAAAAACCUGUCUCCAGAUUGGCUCUGGAGCGUCGAAGAGACUGAGGCGCUCGGCGCCAUAGUCCUCAAUGUCUCUCUGAACAGCCUUUAGGAAGAGUGCGAGAGAAAGAGAGCGCGCGCCAGGGAGAGGAGAAAAGAAGAUGAGGAUUAUUUGCAGACAGAUAGUCUUGUUAUUUUCUGGAUUUUGGGGACUCGCCAUGGGAGCCUUUCCGAGCAGCGUGCAAAUAGGUGGUCUCUUCAUCCGAAACACAGAUCAGGAAUACACUGCUUUUCGAUUAGCAAUUUUUCUUCAUAACACCAGCCCCAAUGCGUCAGAAGCUCCUUUUAAUUUGGUACCUCAUGUGGACAACAUUGAGACAGCCAACAGUUUCGCUGUAACAAAUGCUUUCUGUUCCCAGUAUUCUAGAGGAGUAUUUGCCAUUUUUGGACUCUAUGAUAAGAGGUCAGUACAUACCUUGACCUCAUUCUGCAGCGCCUUACACAUCUCCCUCAUCACACCAAGUUUCCCUACUGAGGGGGAGAGCCAGUUUGUGCUGCAGCUAAGGCCUUCCUUACGAGGAGCACUCUUGAGUCUGCUGGAUCACUAUGAAUGGAACUGUUUUGUCUUCCUGUAUGAUACAGACAGGGGGUACUCGAUACUUCAAGCUAUCAUGGAAAAAGCAGGACAAAAUGGUUGGCAUGUCAGCGCUAUAUGUGUGGAAAAUUUUAAUGAUGUCAGCUAUAGGCAACUUCUAGAGGAGCUUGAUAGAAGACAAGAGAAGAAAUUUGUAAUAGACUGUGAGAUAGAGAGGCUUCAAAACAUAUUAGAACAGAUUGUGAGUGUUGGAAAGCAUGUUAAAGGCUACCAUUAUAUCAUUGCAAACUUGGGAUUCAAGGAUAUUUCUCUUGAGAGGUUUAUACAUGGUGGAGCCAAUGUUACAGGAUUCCAGUUAGUAGAUUUUAAUACACCUAUGGUAACCAAAUUAAUGGAUCGCUGGAAGAAACUUGAUCAGAGAGAAUAUCCAGGAUCUGAGACACCUCCAAAGUAUACAUCUGCUCUGACUUAUGAUGGAGUCCUUGUGAUGGCUGAAACAUUCCGAAGUCUUAGGAGACAGAAAAUUGAUAUUUCCAGGAGAGGAAAUGCUGGGGAUUGUCUGGCAAAUCCUGCUGCUCCAUGGGGCCAAGGGAUUGACAUGGAGAGGACGCUUAAACAGGUUCAAAUUCAAGGACUGACAGGGAAUGUUCAGUUUGACCACUAUGGACGUAGAGUCAAUUACACAAUGGAUGUGUUUGAGCUAAAGAGCACAGGACCUAGAAAGGUUGGUUACUGGAAUGAUAUGGAUAAAUUAGUCUUAAUUCAAGAUAUGCCCACUCUUGGCAAUGACACAGCAGCUAUUGAGAACAGAACAGUCGUUGUAACCACUAUUAUGCCUCUGAUGAAGAAUCCUAUUUUAAGGAAUUGAUCAAGAAAGAAAUGAACUCCACGCUGUUCGACCAUUCCUAACUAAAUCUCAAGUCUUGUUCUCCUGUGUAGUAAAUUUAACCUAAUUUUUCAUGUGGGAUUCUUCUUGGAUGACCAACUCUGGACUACCAGAAAAAAAAGCUUUUAAGUUCUGUGACUUUCCUGAGAUACUAGAACAAAAGAAGAAUUAAUCCUCAUCUUUUUCAAGAAAAUAGAUGUUGAAAAAGAGUCACUUAAUUUUUAUGUAUCCAUUCCCAUAUCUGGAAAUGAGGUCAUUGUACGUAAAUGAUGGAAUGAUAAUACUUCUAAUUCCAAGCGUAGAUUUUCUAAAAGUAAAUAUCUGUGAAUUUGCAUCCUUUUCUGAAUACACAGUUGUUUUCUUUAAAGAUUUUUUGAAAUUUUGUCUGUUAUAUGUGAAAUAAAGUGUUUUAAUGCACAUUAUAGAUAUAAUGUAGAAAAUCUCCUUUUUUCUGUUAUUAAAUGAGCCAGAGAUAUAAUUCUUAAAACCAAAAUAUUGAAUUAUUUUUGCAAGCAUGGCUAUUUUUCAGGAAGCAUGCUGUCAAAAAAUAAGCACAAAUUCCUGAAGAAUCCAAUUGUUUCCUAAAUACAUAACGACUAUUCUGUAAAGUUAUCUGUUCUUUGACAGUGAUAUCACCAAUAUUUUUGCAAUCAAAAUAGUGCAAUACUAGUAUCUGUCUUUUGUAUAAAAAUGUCAUCUCCAUAUAAAUAAUGCCCCUGACCUUUGCAACUUCAAUAAUUCAAAAAAAAAAAAAAAAAGGCUAGAAUCCUUCCUUGUAUUUGCUUUUGUUGAAAAUGGUAUUCCAGGACCUAUGACAUGUCCAUCAUCUUAUUCAUUUUGAAAGAAAUAUUCUUCCUUAUAAAUGAAUGAGAUAUUGGCACCAGUGUAUAAUAACCCCUCAAAUUCAGUUGAAAACUUCCAACAGCAAUGGAAUUGGUUAGACAUUAAAUUAUGUGCAAGACAGAUAUCUAGACACAAAAGAAGGCUGAGAGUGUUGUGGCACUGGAACUCACUCAUUUUGAUCGAAAUUGAUAUGGCCUUGCUGUUCUCCCAUUUGUUUUUCCUUUGUGUAUAUUGUUAUUUACAUGUUGAUACACUGUAAUAGUAUAUGGUAUUGUUAAAUAAAGUUGAUUGAGAAAUU